GGUGAAAGGAGUCCUGGCCUGGGGGGUGUUCUCUGAGGUUUUCCUCGCCAUCCUCAUUAGCCACCUGAGGUGGGGCUGAGGACUGAAGUAGGACAGAAGGUCUCUGGUAGCUAAAGGAGGGGAAAAUCAGGGGGAUCCCCCACUUUCUUCACACCCAAAACGCAGGGUGCCACUGCCGGCCACAGAAACCCCAAGAAUGCUUUUCUUUGGCUAUUCAGAGGACAUCCCUUGUGUGCCAGGCCCUGUGCUGAGCUGUUGUUGCCUGACAGCAGGAAGAGCACGGCUCUGGCUUCUAUGAAGAGGCUGCGGGUCAGCCCCCGACUACAAGAGCCUCGGCCCACCCCGGGAACUCAGUGAACGUCAGCGGGAAGGAACUGGGGCAAGAGCACUGUCUGUGAGACAGCAGCCUCGGCUCACUAUUUGAAGGCGGGGUGGCGGGGGGCUUGAAGAAGAGAGAAGUACGAGGAAACUCUUCAGGAGUCACCAAGGUGGGAAGGUGCUACAGGGCGAAGCGCCGAGCGGCAGCCCCCACCCCACUCGCCCGGAGUCAACAUGGCCGCCGCGGAGGGAGGCGGGGCAGCUCCAAGUCCGGGCAGGAGCGGGGCGGGGAAGCCGUCGGCGGAGCCAGCGCGCAGGCGCGGGCCGCGUGGGCCCCGGAUGGAGAAGCUGAGCAAAGUGUGGGCUACACACAUCUGUAGUCGCUGAGGCUAGAGCUUGACUCGAGAGAGGAAAGGAAGAAUGCAAGCAUGGUCAAGUGGCAGAGAGGCCUGAGGGAGCUUAAUCCUGGUAGCAACACCCCUGAAUUCCUGGUGGUGAGAGGAUGUGGCCCCAGGACCCAUCCCGGAAGGAGGUGCUGAGGUUUGCAGUCAGCUGCCGUAUCCUGACUCUGAUGCUGCAGGCCCUCUUCAAUGCCAUCAUCCCAGAUCACCACGCAGAAGCCUUCUCUCCUCCUCGCCUGGCCCCCUCAGGCUUUGUGGACCAACUUGUGGACGGUCUUCUGGGUGGCCUGUCUCGCUGGGAUGCUGAACACUUCUUGUUCAUUGCUGAGCAUGGCUACCUGUAUGAGCACAACUUCGCCUUCUUUCCUGGUUUCCCCUUGGCCCUGAUGGUGGGGACCGAACUGUUGCGACCCUUACGGGGGUUACUGAGUCUGCGCAGUUGCCUGCUGAUUUCAGUAGCAUCACUCAAUUUCUUGUUCUUCAUAUUGGCUGCAGUUGCACUUCAUGACCUGGGUUGUCUGGUUUUGCACUGUCCCCGCCAGGCCUUUUAUGCAGCUCUGCUCUUCUGUCUCAGCCCUGCCAAUGUCUUCCUGGCAGCUGGUUACUCAGAAGCUUUGUUUGCCCUCCUGACAUUCAGUGCCAUGGGGCAGCUGGAGAGGGGCCGAGUCUGGACUAGUGGACUCCUCUUUGCCAUUGCCACUGGGGUACGCUCCAACGGGCUGGUCAGUGUUGGCUUCCUCAUGCAUUCUCAGUGCCAAGGCUUUUUCUCUUCUCUUACGAUGCUGAAUCCCCAGAGACAGCUCUUUAAGCUGAUGGCCUCUCUGUUUCUGUCGGUGUUCACACUUGGCCUUCCCUUUGCCCUCUUUCAGUAUUAUGCCUACACCCAAUUCUGUCUGCCAGGCUCAGCCCGCCCCAUUCCUGAGCCCUUGGUACAGUUAGCUGUAGACAAGGGCUACCGGAUUGCAGAGGGAAAUGAACCGCCUUGGUGCUUCUGGGAUGUUCCACUAAUAUACAGCUAUAUCCAGGAUGUCUACUGGAAUGUUGGCUUUUUGAAAUACUACGAGCUCAGGCAGGUGCCCAAUUUUCUACUGGCUGCACCAGUGGCUAUACUGGUUGUCUGGGCAACUUGGACAUACGUGACCACCCACCCUUGGCUCUGCCUUACACUUGGGCUGCAAAGGAGCAAGAACAAUAAGACCCUAGAGAAGCCCGAUGUUGGAUUCCUCAGUCCUCAGGUGUUUGUGUACCUGGUCCACGCUGCAGUGCUGCUGCUGUUUGGAGGUCUGUGCAUGCAUGUUCAGGUUCUCACCAGGUUUUUGGGCUCCUCCACUCCUAUUGUGUACUGGUUUCCAGCUCACUUGCUUCAGGAUCAAGAACCGCUGUUGAGAUCCUUGAAGACUGUGCCUUGGAAGCCUCUUGCAGAGGACUCCCCACCAGGACAGAAGGUCCCCAGAAAUCCUAUCAUGGGACUUUUGUAUCGCUGGAAAACCUGUUCUCCAGUCACACGAUACAUUCUAGGCUACUUCCUGACUUACUGGCUCCUGGGACUACUCCUACAUUGCAACUUCCUGCCUUGGACAUGACCUGGAUUCUCCAGGGACAGGCUGGAAGCCGACUUAACCCAGGGGUCUGAAAGUAAAAAUACACAUUGGAACUGCCUGUGCUGCCCUGGGAUCAUUACUGUGUCCAUUAUAAUCUUUCUCUUUCUCCUUGAAAGUUGGUCAGGAAUGGGAGAAGUGUCAGCCACUGGAGAGCCCCUUCCGGUCCUGGCGAGGGCAAAUUUUAGAUAACUAUUUUCUCUGUAAGUGAAGAUUGUCUUAUUCCAAGUUUAAAGUACACCUGGAUCUAUCUAGUCAAUUAACGUAGCAGAGGCAGUCUUAAACCUACCAUUGACCUGGGUGUAAAUUUAAAUGUCAAUUUAUUGAAGUGUAAAUUUCAUCAAAGGCAUUAGCUGACAGGCUGGUAACAGUCCACACAAGAUGGUACAGGCCUGAACAGAGUAGUGGGAGUAGUAAAGUGGGACCAUUUUUUCCAAAUGGGACAUUGUUUCCUAUGAAUUUUUUUAUGAUUUGUGCAUUUAUUUUUAUUUAUAUGGAAAAAAUCUUACAAAGAUAUGCAAAUUAAACUUCUUUCAGUAAUACAUGCA
Rhinopithecus roxellana (golden snub-nosed monkey) is the source of this 2865-nucleotide messenger RNA. It is a transcript of the gene PIGV, whose product is annotated as phosphatidylinositol glycan anchor biosynthesis class V. NCBI's taxonomy places the organism in Eukaryota, Metazoa, Chordata, Mammalia, Primates, Cercopithecidae. The record is from RefSeq and is a predicted model, not a curated record. Bases 821 to 2302 code for a protein of 493 amino acids. Gene Ontology annotation, biological process: GPI anchor biosynthetic process. Gene Ontology annotation, molecular function: GPI mannosyltransferase activity; alpha-1,6-mannosyltransferase activity. The transcript is spliced from 5 exons. Gene Ontology annotation, cellular component: mannosyltransferase complex; endoplasmic reticulum membrane.